AUGCGGCUGCUGAAAACUGGACCAUUCGUCUCGGGACAACCUUCUACGCUGGAGCUUCACGAGUUUCGCGGUCAAAAGGAACGCUACGCAAUCUUGUCGCAUACCUGGAGUGCUACAGCUCACGACGAAAUCCUGUUCACCGACUUACUCGCUCAUUGUGAUCCUCAGUCAAUCACGGAGAAGCCUGGCUGGGCGAAGCUUGCAUUUGCACUCGAGCAAGCUGAUGAGGAUGGCAAGGAAUGGCUUUGGGUCGACACCGUUUGUAUAGACCGCAGCAGCAGCGCGGAGUUGAAUGAAGCCAUCAACUCGGCAUACGAAUGGUGUCAGGAGUCCGCCAUCUGCUAUGCCUUUCUGGAGGACGUUCCUCUUGAGGAGUGGCACGAGAUGAAGUAUGGCAAGUCCAGGACUCUAACAAGUCGCUGGUUCAAUCGUGGCUGGACGCUCACUGAACUUCUCGCGCCCGGCCACGUCGUAUUUUACUCUAUGGAAUGGAUCCGACUUGGGGACAAGCACGAGCUAUCUGGAUUGCUAUCCACCGCUACCGCUAUUGAUGUUCCCAUCAUCGAAGACAACAACCUGGUGGAAGUGCAAUCGGUCGCCAAGCGUAUGUCCUGGGCUGCGAAGCGAGAGACGGCAUUGCCAGAAGACCGUGCCUACUCAAUCAUGGGUUUGAUGGGCGUCAAUAUGUCGGUAUUGUAUGGAGAAGGCGAAAAGAAAGCGUUCCUCCGACUGCAACAAGAGAUUAUCAAAUGCUAUGACGAUCCGUCAAUCUUUGCGUGGAGUGACGCAGAGAUCCGUACGAGGAACAGCAGCCUUUUGACAUGA
Messenger RNA from Zasmidium cellare ATCC 36951, 825 nucleotides. RefSeq lists its product as uncharacterized. Lineage: Eukaryota; Fungi; Ascomycota; Dothideomycetes; Mycosphaerellales; Mycosphaerellaceae. The coding region runs from base 1 to 825 and encodes 274 amino acids. The record is from RefSeq and is a predicted model, not a curated record. The transcript is spliced from 3 exons.